Penaeus monodon (black tiger shrimp) is the source of this 1509-nucleotide messenger RNA. RefSeq lists its product as uncharacterized. The record is from RefSeq and is a predicted model, not a curated record. Lineage: Eukaryota; Metazoa; Arthropoda; Malacostraca; Decapoda; Penaeidae.
CGCACUGUCUUCCCCCGAGCGUGAUGGCCUCCCUCUCGGCGAUCCUCACAAACAGCUCACGACCCGACCUCCUCCCUAAGACCUCUUGGACGACCUCUCACGCCCGAGUCGUGCGCUCUCUGCCCUUCGCUGCCCACGGCCUCAUGUCCAGUGCCUUCCCUUACCCCGUGGCGCCUCAGCCCCCCCGCCGCCCGAUGCCCCAAGCGACCAUGGUCAGCUUCAGAAGACCUCCUCAACGUAGGUUCUCCCGACCACCUCCUUCCUCCUUCUCCGAGGCUCCUCCCCUGGUCUACUUCCCCGACGGCGACAAGGGCGAGUGCGGGGACUUCGGGGACCCGGGCUUCAACACCUACGGCUUCGUCGGGUUCCUCUUGGGCGUCGUCAAUAUCGUGAGUCAGGAGGAAGAAAGAAAAGAGAUCUGGAGGACGAGGUCGAGAGGGAGUGGAGGGAGCGCCAUCGCCUCCAGGGCAUUUUGGACGUUGUCAAAGAGCCCUGUUGACUGCACCGAGAGGGUCGUCUGCGAAGUCAACAAAGAGGUCGUCCGCCUCGACGCUGCCAGAGGGUCAGACGAAUCUCGAGUUUUAGCGGAAGUCUUCUCCGAGAUUUUUACCUCGGCCCUCGAGAGCUGGUCUCCGGCAGCAGCUUCCUCCACCCCCACCUUAUCCUCUGCGGGGGACCAUGGCCGCUGUGAAGGCGACUGCUCAUCUUUCAGUCCUCGGUGCUCCAAGGCCUCGUGGGGCAGGAUCAGGUCAUUUUCCCAAGAGGAACUGUCCCUUGACAUGGCUUUCCUGAAGGAGGGCGAGCGUGAUCUCUUCCAGCAUGUGAAUAACAAUGUCGAAGAGUUUUCCACGUUGGGUCUUCCUGACAUUGCGACUGUCGUUUCGUUGCUCGCGGAUGAAGUGUAAUGUGUUAUGGAUAUGAGGGUUUAUCGUCGUCUUUUUCUUGUUUUCUUGUUUCUUAUUUAAUGAUUUAAUGAUGUGAUGUAUAUACUGUGUAUUUGAUUAGGUUAAGAAUCUUUAGUUUAUAUAUUUUGCAGUGUACAGUACUUAUAAUCUAGCGUAAAAUUUCAUGAAUAGAUAUUCCAUAUCUAAUGUUUCACUACAUACGAUGACUGGCACAAAAUAUGAUUGUACAGAUCAAUUUGCAGAGUAAUGGAUGUCACCUAAUGCAGUUUCCCAUUUUUCUCCUCUUGUUAUUUUCAUUUCAUCCCUCUGUCUUACUCUGGCAAGGACACAAUGCCAUGAUAAUGUAGUGGCACAAAAGAACGCAAAAAACAAAUCAAGUUCAUUGGGAAUGAGAAAAAAGCUGAUUGACAAUCAUGAUCUUCAUUUGCUUAUUGAUUCAGAUCAGGGGCUCCUUAACACACAGCUGUAACUUUGAAGAGGAGCAGAGACCCAAAGGGGAAGAAAAUUCUCGUAUUGUACUUAGAAUACUUUUAACUGGUGAUACUGUGUAUGUUUGCUGCUAAUACAGAAUUCUUUGUUUAAAAGAAUAAAUAAAUUAAAAACA